AUGCAGAUGCUACCUGCAUUUAUUUUCGUUACUACUUUCGUUACUUGUAUUAUUUAUGCGGGUUUUUGUUACGGUGAUCCAAUUAGGCCAAUUUACGAGAGAAAUGAAAAUAUGUUAAGACCUACAAGGCCGAAAAUAUUUUCAUCACCCAACGAUUUUAAAUCUUAUUUGGAAGAUUUGGGUAAUUUUUAUGCCAUCGCCGGUAGGCCGAGGUUUGGUAAAAGAACUCUGUCUCCUGGUGCGGCGAAUUAUUUAAGGGAUGAUUCAUCCACAUAUAAAAAUCUUCCAGUCAGUUAUACAGAUUUAUUACAAAUGCUUUCAAGCAUGACGCAGAAUCAAGAGUAA
Molecule: messenger RNA, 345 nt
Organism: Pediculus humanus corporis (human body louse)
Lineage: Eukaryota; Metazoa; Arthropoda; Insecta; Psocodea; Pediculidae
Exons: 2
Coding region: 1-345 (114 amino acids)
Cellular component (GO): extracellular region
Molecular function (GO): hormone activity
Source: RefSeq, a predicted model, not a curated record